Messenger RNA from Effrenium voratum, 1529 nucleotides. Lineage: Eukaryota; Dinophyceae; Suessiales; Symbiodiniaceae. The record is from the annotation of a GenBank genome assembly.
UCAAGCCACGCGGCGGCCGUGGCAGUUGUGUGGUCGACUUGCCGAAUGGUUGUUGAGGUUACUGCUUGCCACCCAACACAAUCAGGCGAGCUCCGCAUCCUCACUCCUGAAUUUGCCAAGUUUUGCCACCUGAAGCUUGCUCUAGCAAGGCACCUCAACUGUGACCUGCGCUCCAUUCACUUGGUGCGGAAGGGCGCCAGAGCAUAUUCGGCGUACCGGGACGAGGACUUUGUGGACGAGACCAGGCAACUGGUGAUUGUGGGGGUUGAUUUUAACAAGUCUGCUUGCGACGUGAUCGAAGUCAGUCCCGAAGACAUGGUGGAGGACAGCUUUGGUAGGGUCAAGCCCCGUCCUUCCCGCAACGUGCAUGCCGGGAACGAAGAGGAUGAACCCCCGCCUUUGGUGCCAGGCAGCGGUUUCGGCACGUUCGGCGGUCUCGGCGGCAUUCGCGGUUUCAGCACCCUUGGCAGCCUGGGCAGCAGAGGCUUGAUCGCCCACAAGGCCCAAGCUGCAGCCAGCAGUGACGAAGAACUUGAGGAGGAUCCCACGAUCACCUAUGAGGAAGUUACAGGUUUGCAACGAGAGCUUCGCGAUAGUUUUGCGGAUCCCAAGUUCCAGGCCAAGCUGCAGGUCAUAGAGCAAAAAGCCGAUGGUCCAGGUGAGCUCGCCAGAAGAAGGCAGGAGCUGAUGCUGGAGGUGCAGAGCGUGGUUCUGCCGAAAUACGGCUUUGAGGGUUCCAGGGCAGGUGUCUACAAAAUGAUGGCGGCCAUGGGGCCAUAUGCCGCCACCUUUGCCGAUGGCUGGAAGACCAUGUCAAGCAAUGUGUCGAAAUGGAACAAGGUAGAGCAGCCGGAAUUCACAGACCUGGCGGAAGAGAUCAACAGCCUGCUUGGUCUUCGGUCUCCUCCAGAGACAUGGCGAGGAUUAUCAAGAGCCUGUGCCAGGGCCAGCAAGGAGCAGGUGCCCACUGGCCUUGAUGGCCUGGAUGGAGGCAGCAAUGGUUAUCCGGGUGGGAAAGCAAUGCCAAACGGCAUGAGUGGCAAGGAGACCUACGACAAUGUGAAAGGGAUCGCCCAGCCUGGGGUGUGGCCUUCGGACAGGGACCCGCCCUUCAAGCUCUCCAUAGCUGGCAGCUGGAAUGGCUUCGUGCCAGAUGAGAUGGAGUGGGAAGAUGGCCUGUUUGUUUUCCCCAUGGAGGUUGGCGAUGAUGGUUGGGAUUCUUUCCAGCUGCUUCGUAACGGCAGCUGGGACCACGUCAUCUACCCAAGCAUCGACGAGGCGGGUGCGAACGACAAAUACACGAUUUGCGGACCGGACAGCGGCGGCGAUGACAGGCAGUGGCAGAUCGGAAAAUCAGAGGCUGAAGAGGCCACCCCGGGAUCUCAUUUUGUUGUGUGCGUAUCCCUGGACGACAAGGGCAAGGUGAGCCGAGUGUCAUGGGAGAAGCUGUGAUGCGACCGCCACACCGAGUCGCAUGUUUUGAAACGUGUUUUCUUUGGCUGCCGGCAACCCACCAUGUUUUGUUGGUA